Molecule: messenger RNA, 8185 nt
Organism: Toxoplasma gondii ME49
Lineage: Eukaryota; Apicomplexa; Conoidasida; Eucoccidiorida; Sarcocystidae
Gene: AP2XII9
Product: AP2 domain transcription factor AP2XII-9
Exons: 2
Coding region: 1364-7045 (1893 amino acids)
Biological process (GO): regulation of DNA-templated transcription
Molecular function (GO): DNA-binding transcription factor activity
Source: RefSeq, a predicted model, not a curated record
CUGGCGCUCCGCCCCUCACGGUGGACGCUGCGCAACAAGCCAAGGUAAGAGCCACUGCCCUGCCGCAGGAGUGGCAGCCAACGCGUGACGCGCGGCCUCCUCGAGGCCGUUUUUCUUCCUUUGAAAUGCGUCUCGUGCUUCUGUCUUUCGCGCUUCGACUUUUUCUGCGGGCACAUCCAACCGUUCGCCCUGCGUCUUCCGAGGAUUCGCCUGGCUUUUCGGCGCGCGCCGACCGAGGCCGGGUGUCGCCCAACACCUCAGAUCGGUUGACCUGGACUGCAUUUGUCCCCAUGCCGCAAAAAUUUCCUCUGCUUCACACAGCUUCCUUGGAGCUGAACCGUCACACAGGUUCAAACGACCGUGCUCUGACCCGAGCAGCAAACCCGAAAAACAGAACCUUUCGGAUCUGCACUGCUCGGUUCUGGAGCAACAGUCUUAGGUCGAGGUCCUGUGUCCUGCAACGACCGACACAUCGCUGACCCGCGAGGCGGCCGUUCUUUCCUCCGGACAGUGUCUUAGGACGGGAAGCGAAACCCCUGCAAACCCCUGCGGCCGUUGUCUUUUUUCGUUUCACUUUUGUGUCUUUUCUCACCUCGCACAGUCACUGGUCUCGCCGCGCCCAGCUGCCCGAUACCUCUCUUACCCAGGUCACCUUCCUCGCUCGCGUGUUCAGGCACAGAGGAGAAUCCCCGGCAGGCCCUUGAGGCUCCAGCCAACCAUGCGCUUCUCACGUCCGUUUGCCGAACCCUUCGACGAAGCGGGUGCUUUCCAGCGGCUCUGUGGACUCCUAAAUAGGGAAGUGAGCUAAAGUCAGGAAAGUCUGUCGCUCUCUUCCCAUCUUCGGCGCUGUUGACCGGUCCUCGCCUGCUGCGUGUGCACCUGGUUGUCCACGGACAUACACAUUUUGCUCCGUUGUUCCAGUGUCUGACUUUCGUCUCCAGUUCUCUUGCCAUCUGCAGUUGUUUCGCGCCUAUACGCCCCGCUUCACCUCGAGAGCGGUCUUGAAACAGCGAGGCCUCGGUUCCCGACGUGAACUUGUCUGCCGCAAAAAAAGCUUGUUGACCACUCCAUAUGAAUCUCGGCGCAGUGCCUGGCGCCUAAAAUACCGCUGCUUUGUCCAAAGAAGACUCGCAGCAAGAGACCUCGGCGUACACCUAAGGAUGAGUGGCGUCCGAAAGUAGAAUUUGUGGAGAAAUUUGCCCGCCGACUCGAGGCCUCGCCUCUGUCCGCAGUUUGUCUGUCUUGCCACACUUUGAGCAGUAGGCGUGUGUCUGCUGUGAAGACGCUACGCCUCGCUGCAUCCCAUACGCUUCUCUCGAGUUCUCCGCUGCGCCCACGCGUCUCGUCCCUCAAACUCGCCACCAUGCAAAGCAUUCAUGUGUCUUCGCCGCCUCACCAACGAGGCGCCGCGCCCAUGGCGAUCGAAGCGAACCUCUCGAGACUCUCGCCUUCCUCUGUCGCGCCUACCCAAUGCACACCCACCGCCUCUGGAUCGAUGUUCGCUGUCUGCACACCGCCCGCACCGGCGGUUCUUUCUGCUGGCCCCGCCGGUUCGCCCCCGAACACCCGCUUUUCUCCGAGCCAGCCUCGCCACGGCCAUCCGUCUCACCCAGUCUCGGUGGAUAGCAUCGCCAGCUAUCCGGGAGAACAGCCUCAGGGUGGCGCCGUGCUGGUGGUGAGCCAGCAGCCCAAGUCCCGGGACCGCUGCAUGCACGCCUUCGCAGCUGGCAAGGACGCCUUUCUCCACAGCCACGGACCCAGGCCUGAGGACGCUUCUCCAGGCGAAGCGUUUCCCUGGACUUACGAACCAGGGUAUUCUUGCGGGCAACCUGCAUGGCCCAGCCAGGGCGCACCGGCAAUCGGCGAGGGCCGCGGCAAGAUCGGAGCCGCCGACCGGCCCUUCGUGUCUCGCUACUCUGAAAGCGAACAACCGGGCCGCUGCCUCGACGACUACCGCUCGCCUGAGGGUGUCCAGGACCCCGCAGUGCCCAGACAAGAAACGGACAGAAAUUUCCUGCACCCGCUGCCGCCCGAGUCCGGAGCCCCGUCCGACGCCUCGUGUGGCCGAGUUGCACAUCCCCGACCCUCGAUGUCGGGGACCGUAUACUACGAGUCCGCAACGCCUUACCCAGGGCCAAACGUGAACUAUGGCUAUGCCUUCGCUCCGUCGUUCUCAGGCCCCGCGCCCUACACUGCAUGCACCCCGGUCCAGUCUCAACAGCGCUUCCCCGCGCCCUUCUCGUUCCCGGUCUCUGCCGACAACUCGUACAACUCGGCCUCGUCCUUUCCUCCUGCCUUCGCGCGCGUCCAAGAACCUGCCGCACUCUCGCCGUCUUCCCAAGGCUUGCCCCAAGACCCGCAGCUCCCCACCGGCGCCUCGUCCCCGAAACGGGGAACUGCCGGCGCGCGCAAGGCCCGUCGCAGAAGCCCCAAAGCCCCACGCCGCUCGCCCCAGGCCGGUCGCGCCUCCAAAACCGGCUCUGGCGCUGCGGGCGGCACUUCGCGCCCCGUCCGAGGCCUGCCGCUUCAGCAGCGCAAGCUGUACAGACACUUCGCUCGACAGACUCCCCGUGUCCAGGGCCUGACGUUCGACCACAACCAAAUCCGCUGGAUUUCGUACUGGAAGAACGACCAAGGUCGACAGAUUCAGCGUCACUUCCCCGUGAGUCGGCAUGGCUUUCUCGAGGCGCGGCGCCUAGCUCUGGAGGAGCGCAACCGAAUUUUGGGGUGGCCUCUUCACACAGAUGAAGCUGCGGAAGCGAUCGAGGCCCUCAAGGCUGCCGCGGACCCCUUCGUCCAGCAGCUCCUCAUGUGCCCUCCGUCUGUGAGCGCCUCGAGCGUCGCCGCCGGCCUGUCGGAAGGCGCCGCCUUCAAUGCAUGCACGGUGGUCGAUGGCGACCGACCCGUCGACCACGAGACUUCCACGGCCUCCUGGGCCGACGAGGAAGAGCGCCCCCUGCACAGAGCCCAGGGGAAGCUUGCAGGUGAGGCGCCGGAGCCCGAGGGCGAGAGAGGCGCGCUCGACGCCUCAGAUGCAGAAGAGUCUGGCGGGACCCAAACCGUGUUGGGCGGCGAAGAGGCAGGAGAGAGGAGUCGGGAGAGCCGCGGAACUGAGCCCAACGCGAACCUGCCUCUGGGGCCUGCGGCGUGGAGCCGGGGUGAGCCGGACGAGGCUCGAGAAGAAGAAGUGUGUGGAGACUCGCUCGUGAGACCCCAGGAGGCCUCCGACCGCGAGGCGGCUAGACCGGUCCAGUCCACAGCCGGAGAGGCAUGCUCGGGUCCCCGAGCGUCGCAAGAAAGCGACUGUCCUCAACAGACAGAGUGCGACAGUGGCGCAGGUCUCGAUCCGAUGGUGGCCAGCUCCUUGGGGUUCGCGCGGGCAGCUUGCGAAACCGUCUCGCCUGAUCCAGGGAGCCGCAGUCCUCCCGCCUCGUCUCCGAACCACAGCGGACUUGCAGAGUCGUCGCCGCCGCUUCCACGGGGGUGCCAAACGAUGCCGGAUCACCCGGGGCCUUGUGCCUGCUCAGCUUCUUCUGAAGGGUGCGCCUCGUCCGUUGCUGCAGGUCCUGGACCCAGCUUUGCAUCGAAUUCAGAUCCUUCGUCGUCUCACGAAGCCAGACCUGGUACCGCGCCCGGUUCUUCAGGCUUUCCUUCCGGGGACUUUUCGGCUCCAUCGGGUCCCGACUCUGGCGCCGGCCCGCGGGCGGCGAAGCCGAAGGCACCUCGACGCCCCGCCGCUCAUCCAGCUGCGCGCAAGCAGGGCGAGGGGGUGAGGAAAAGCAGCGGCUCGCGUCGGCGAAAAGUGAAGGCUUCCAGUCCCUUCCUCGCUUCCUCUGGACUGCCUUCAGCGUACUCAGUACCCCCGCCGUCGCCAGAAGUGACACCAGCUGCUUCCGACUUCUCACCGUCCCCCGUGGAGCCCGACACUCUCGAGGAGGGCACAGGCUCUGCACUAUCGCUCCAGCUAGCUGACGCUCACGCCUUCCUUCCCCGCGGCGAGACUUCUGCGCCUUGUCUCUCUGCUCGCGCUCCAGGCCCUGCGACUCCCGACCUCGCUCCUGCCGCCCAUACUCCACACAGCCUGUUCAUGCCGGUCCCCGAGGGGGCCUCGAGACCCGCGCUUGCGGGUCCUGCGUUUCACGGGAUGGGGGCGGCGGCGCUGGGGACGCAGGCGGAGCAGGCCUUUCGAGUGAGCGCGGCAAGGCCUUCACAGCCUUUUCCUGCGUGUGGAACUCCCUUCCAGUCUGGAUAUCUCUCGUCUCGCUUCUACCCCGCGCAUGGAGACUUUGACCCGUUUACACUCUUCAACGCCCAGCUCGGCCUGUUCUGGGAACAACAGGAGCAGCAGCUCCUUCAACUCCAGCAACUGGAACACCAGGCGGAAGUUGUGGCUGGAAAAGUCACUUCUCGGAAGCGGAGGCGCGGGGACUCGAAGGGUGCAGGGGGCCGCGCGGGGGGUCGCGGGACCCGCGGGCCUCAAUCGAAACCCCGAGAGCGGAAGAAGAGCACCUCCACCAGCAGAGCGGCCGAGCAAGGCGCGUCUUUGCAUGCACACGAUGACGCCGCGGAGAGUGAGACGAAGAGUCGCGCCGACGCCACAGAAGGCUGUGAAGCCUCAGACGAGGAGCCCGCGCGGUCGCGGUCGCCGGGAUCCCGGCGCUGCGCCUCGCCUUCCCAGGCUCGCGUUUCAACGUCAGCAGAGCAGGCCUCGCCGGCGAGGUCAUCCCCCUCUUCUCACUCGCUGCCUUCGUGCUCGAGGUCUCAGCUGCCUUUCGCUUCGGGAUCCGAAGGCUCUUACCAUCUCCCAAGUCCGACAGCAAGUCUCCCCACACAUGCAGGGCAUGCGACUCACUCAGGAACUCAUCCAACCGCAGGUGGGGCGCGUCUCCCUUUCUUGACUUCUUUUCUCGACGCAGACCGGAUGAGCCACGAUGAACAGCGCUUUCCAGACCUCCAGAGCCCUGCGGCAGAGAGCGGCGCCCGACGGUUCUACCGAGGCGAGACUGAGGACGGGUCUGCUGGAGCUCGAGGUCCCGAGAGCAGUCGAGAGGAGAACACGGCGCAUGCGAGCGCGACCUGGGGAGUGGAGAACCUCGGGACAGGCGCGUACCCGAGAAGAGAGCUCCCUGCCGCCUUCCAGUCUCACAGCUUGUCUGACGUCGCUUGCGCCUUGCCGGAGAGCCCCCGAGCCUCGUUUUUCUGCGGGGCCGGGCCAGCGGGUCCUGGGGGGUCGCGGGCGGCGUCCACGACCGCGGAGGCGCCGUUCCUCCCCACGACAACGACUGCGGACGGGUGCGGGUCCCAGCUGGCAUGUUCCUUCGGCUCUCAAAAAGCAGGCCAUGUGUCGAAAAGAAGGAACUCGGUUGGGCUUUUCUCCUCUCUUUCGCGGUCAUCGACGACCUUCGACCUCCUCCCUGUGACGCCUGCAGAGCCGCGCGAAGACGCGCUCCGCAUGCCUCGAAGAGGCGACGGAGACCAGAGAGACGAGAGAGACGAGAGACGAGGGAGUUCCGAGACCGAGGACUCAGCGAGGGCUGCCCGAUUCGAGAAGGAAGCUGCGUUUCGGACUCCGGAGCAGACCUACGCCGAGUGGCUGAGACCCGCGAGAGACGCCGGAAACGCGGACGGGAACAGCAGACGGCAGAGCGCCUGUGCAGCAGACUCGAAGGAAGCAGGCAGACGAGAGCAAGUGGGCGCCUGCGAGGAUCACGGGGAGAGUGGAGCCUCCAGUGUCGAGACGCCAGACUCGACUGGGGUGCUUCCCAGUGGGGUGAGCUCGAUGUUCCAGCUUCCAAGUUUCAACAGAUGCGAUACCACGACGACCGACGACGCCUUCGGGGCUCCUCUGUCGUUUCUGCCUUCCGUGUCGCCUCUGUUUUUCCGGGACCUUCAAAAGGCGACUCCACAUCCCUCUGUCGAGAGCGCCCACCUGGUCGCUCCUCCAGCGACGCUGCGGCCCGGCUCGCCAUCACGGACUUCCGGCCCCGAGCCCCCUGAAGGAGACAGUCUCCGCGGAGGCCCUCGAGCGGCGGCUCCGCCCUUUGACUUCUAUUCGGGAUUCGCUGCCGUCAGUCCCCUGGCGCCUGCGGCCCAGACAGCGCCUGCAGUUGCCUGGGGGGAGCGCGGCGCUGGGCGGCUUCCAGAGGAUGCCAAGGAGAAGGUGUGGGCCCAAGAGCCGUUCUUUUCUCCGUUGAUUUCCUUCUCUUCUUCCUCGACUUUCUCUGGACAGAAACUGAGACGGGUCAGCUCGACAGACGGCAGCGUUCCGUUCCUCGCGGACCGGCUCUUCGAGGAGGCACACGCUUGGGCGCGCUCGUGCUUGCCCGAGACCGAGGAAGAGAGAAGAAGAGAAGGAAAUAAGAGACACCGACGACGCUCGGGCUCCCUCUCUCUCGCGAGACGCUCCUCGUGGACAUCCGCCUCCUGCUGCUCUCCGCGGUUCCUCCGGGACUCUCUGCUCGCUUCCACCGUCGUUGGGCCCUCUGGCAAGGGGCCUCUUCUCUCUUCGCGAGAGCUCGGCAUCGCUGGCAAAGAGACACCUGUCUCCCGAGAAGACAGUCUUUCGAGCGUUUUUUAUGGGAAGCACAGUGACACGUUGGAGGCCUCAACUGCCGGCCUGCCUCCUCUGCGCCCGCCGCUGUCUCUGCUGUCUCCGAGGCGCGUAUCCUAUACGGGAGACAGUCCCUUCGACUUCUUCCAGCUCUCCCACAAAGAGAAGCGAAGCACGGGUCCGAGCAAGUCCCGCCUGUCAUCUUCCUCUUCGAUUUCUGCGCUCUCUUCUCUCGCGGCGCUGCCCCCGCUUUCCUCGCUCUCGUCUCCUUCCUGCCUCUCUUCUUCUCUCUGCGCCUUCUCGGCAACGGGUCUCGCUGCCCAGGCCGAGAGCAUGACGCGCCUGAUCUCUCUCGGCGACACUCGCACUGUCUCCUCGGUGUCCGCGGGGCUGCUGGUCGACGCGGGGCGACGCGACACCGCAUUUCUCAUGCGAGAAGAGACCGGCGAGCUGUCGGCGUUCGAAGAACAUGAAAAGUCUUUUCUGGACGUCUAAGAGGGCGGCUGCGCUCUGCAGGUUUCUCUCCCCGCCCUUGGGUACCUUCCCCCCAACGCUUUCGGGCCUUCUGGGGACAGUCUGGGGGCGCUCAAUGUCCAAUCGCGAGUACAGACACCCGAAGGGAGGAGAGUCUCCGCAGCUGCGCCUUUCUUUUCUGCGCGGCUUCGCCGUGACGGAGUCCCUCCUGUUCCCGGCUCUCGGGGCUGGCGCAUCGGGAGUUCCCCGCUCGCUUCUCUCGUAGGCUUCUCGCGACCGCACAGGAGGCAGCGACCUCGCACUCUCUGUCCGCCAUUCUUGUCGCUCUUCGGUCCACCCAUGCGUGUCGAGAGGAAAGAAAGUGGAAGGCGAAAGCAGGCGAGGCGCAGAGGAAGAGAGAGACGCAGAAGAAAUUCGGGAGCACAAUAGAGAAGGGAGGUGCAGGCGAACAGAGGAUGAAGAAGACCUGACAUGAGAAGAGACAGACGAGAAGCAAGAAGAGCAAGAAAAGCAAGAAGAGAAAGAAGGAAAUAGAGCGAAGAGAAAGAACGUUCAGAAAGGGAGGAGCUGUCGAGAAAGGAGACGAAGGAAUGACCCAUUUCGAGCGCGCAGGCCGUGGACAGAGAGGCGCGUUUUAGAGGGAGUAAAGAAUAACUUUGCGAGAUUUGUUCUGUGAUUUGUGGCGUGUGCCUUGAGAGGCGGUUGUUCCAAAACACCCCACAGAGCCGACUCUUGACGCAGCGGAGAAGAAAACAGGAAGCAACGAGCUCUUGUCUCUCUGGAAACUCGCUGCAUGGAAACUCUGUGGUGAAGGCGAGGACCUUCCCUGAACAGCCCCAAUCUCAGGUCUUUGUCUGCUAUCUUUGUGAUUUAUUUCUUCUUCGCGCGUCGCCGAACCUCGUUCAUGUUUCCCUUUUUUGUCGGUGGCGGUUCAUCGUGAUUUGCGUUUCGUUCGCUCAAGAGCGUCGCCGUCUCAGCGCCGGGACCGCCUGUCUGAGAGCGAGGAAGCUGUGUUGCCUUCAAAGGCCUUCAAAGGACGUCCAGUGUCGAAUGCUCUUUUCUCGCGUAAACUACGUGACUGCGUUUCUCGCAAAAUGCGGCAACAGAACCCAUUGAACGAGGACUUAACGAGGCGCGAAAAGCAGAGUUCAAAUCUCUCAC